Pongo pygmaeus (Bornean orangutan) is the source of this 3544-nucleotide messenger RNA. RefSeq names its product Smad nuclear interacting protein 1 (gene SNIP1). The transcript has 4 exons. The coding region runs from base 1163 to 2353 and encodes 396 amino acids. The record is from RefSeq and is a predicted model, not a curated record. Gene Ontology annotation, molecular function: protein binding. NCBI's taxonomy places the organism in Eukaryota, Metazoa, Chordata, Mammalia, Primates, Hominidae.
ACAGAGUCUUGCUAUGUUGGGCAGUUUGGUCUCGAACUCCUGGCUUCAGGCAAUUUUCCUGCUUUGGCCUCCCAAAGCACCGGAAUUACAGGCUGCAGCCACUGUGCUCGGCUGUAAAUAGCUACUUUUGACAGUAUAAAGGUCUCUGGUCAGGUGUGAUUACAUUCUUGGGAGGAGAAGAAAGAAACAAUUAUUCCUUUUGGUAGUCUGGAUCUUAGGCCGAUAAAGGCCUGUGCUUUGGGAGAGAUGGUGGGCACCGGAAAGGAACAUUGAGGCUUCUUCAGUUCAGCUUGUCAGUGCGCCAUAUUUUGGGGUUUCGGUUUCUGAGCCCCAACAGCAUUGCAGAAAGUUCAGGAAAUAGAAGAGGAAAAGCUAAUGAUUUGCCCAUGGGUUAUCAUCUCUGCAUUUCCAUUUCUUCCUCCCUUCUAUUUCCAAAUGUAAAUGUAAUUAUAGUUUGCGCACAAUUUUGUAUCCUGCUUUAUCGUUAACAAGUCAGGGUUUUUAAAGUUUGUAAAUGGUUUACUAAUGGCCACAUAACACCCAUUAAUUUGGCUAACUUCCCUACUGCUUGUAUUUACAUUGUUUCCACGUUUUGUAAUUACUAAUAAUGAGGCAACAAACAGCCUUGAGAGGUUUGCUUUUUCCCAGUUUUUGUUGUUGUUGUUUGUUUUUGAGACACCUCGCUCUGUCGCCCAGGCUGGAAUGCAGUGGUGCGAUUCCUGCUCACUGCAACCUGCGCCUCCAGGUUCAAGUGAUUCAUUUGCCUCAGCCUCCCGAGUAGCUGGGAUUACAGGUGCGCGCCACCACACCCGGCUAAUUUUUGUAUUUUUAGUAGAGACGGGGUUUUGCCAUGUUGGCCAGGCUGUUCUCUAACUCCUGACCUCAGUGAUCCGCCAGCCUCGGCCUCCGAAAGUUCUGGGAUUACAGGCGUGAGCCACCACGCCCAGCCAGAAGUUUGUUUUUGAAACUUGAAACUCCCGCCACUCAAGCCUGUCGCUGUGGCCACGCUCACUAGGGAGUAGUCACGUGUUUAAUCUCUGCCGCGACGAUUUCUGGGAGCCUGGUCACCCCGGAAGCGGAAGUCCAGGAGUCAAACUCGUCAUUUCCUUCAGCUAGAGGAGCUCAACGGAUCUGUUUUCUUUCGCUCAGCCAAAAUCACAGAAUGAAGGCGGUGAAGAGCGAACGGGAGCGAGGGAGCCGGCGAAGACACCGGGACGGGGACGUGGUGCUGCCGGCGGGGGUGGUGGUGAAGCAGGAGCGUCUCAGCCCAGAAAUCGCACCUCCCGCCCACCGCCGUCCGGACCACUCUGGCGGUAGCCCGUCUCCGCCGACCAGCGAGCCGGCCCGCCCGGGCCACCGCGGGAACCGAGCCCGAGGAGUUAGCCGGUCCCCACCCAAAAAGAAAAACAAGUCCUCAGGGAGAAGAAGCAAGUCUCCUCGCAGUAAGAGAAACCGAAGUCCUCACCACUCAACAGUCAAAGUGAAGCAGGAGCGUGAGGAUCAUCCCCGGAGAGGACGGGAGGAUCGGCAGCACAGGGAACCAUUGGAACAGGAACACAGGAGAGCUAGGAACAGUGACCGGGACAGACACCGGGGCCAUUCCCACCAAAGGAGAACGUCUAACGAGAGGCCUGGGAGUGGGCAGGGUCAGGGACGGGAUCGAGACACUCAGAACCUGCAGGCUCAGGAAGAAGAGCGGGAGUUUUAUAAUGCCAGGCGACGGGAGCAUCGCCAGAGGAAUGACGUUGGUGGUGGUGGCAGUGAGUCUCAGGAGUUGGUUCCUCGGCCUGGUGGCAACAACAAAGAAAAAGAGGUGCCCACUAAAGAAAAACCAAGCUUUGAACUUUCUGGGGCACUUCUUGAGGACACCAACACUUUCCGGGGUGUAGUCAUUAAAUAUAGUGAGCCCCCAGAAGCACGUAUCCCCAAAAAACGGUGGCGUCUCUAUCCAUUUAAAAAUGAUGAGGUGCUUCCAGUCAUGUACAUACAUCGACAGAGUGCGUACCUACUGGGUCGACACCGCCGCAUUGCAGACAUUCCAAUCGAUCACCCAUCUUGUUCAAAGCAGCAUGCAGUAUUUCAAUAUCGGCUUGUGGAAUAUACCCGUGCUGAUGGCACGGUUGGCCGAAGAGUGAAGCCCUACAUCAUUGACCUUGGCUCAGGCAAUGGAACUUUCUUAAACAACAAACGUAUUGAGCCACAGAGAUACUAUGAACUAAAAGAAAAGGAUGUACUCAAAUUUGGAUUCAGUAGCAGAGAAUACGUCUUGCUCCAUGAGUCGUCGGACACUUCUGAAAUAGACAGGAAAGACGACGAGGAUGAGGAGGAGGAGGAAGAAGUGUCUGACAGCUAGCAAACUAAGAACCCAAGCUAUUGAGACACGUUUUCCUUCUUGGAAGGCUUUGAUUGACUCAGAGAGCACUAUGGUGGUGGGUCCGGCACUAUGGUGCUCUCUGUAAUGCCUCUUAUUGCCUUAAGUCUUUCCUCUGUUGCUGACCAGAUUGUGUUACCAUUUGAAUACACUGACUAAUGUUUGUUAAACUUUUUCUGUGGCACCUUGGUCACAUGCCUGCAGGCAUUUGUUUUCAGAACAGUCUCACCAAUUACAUCACACCGUGUUUUAGUAGAAGUGUUGUGGUUUUAGUUGGUGCUUUCAGAACUGCUGCCUAGGAAACUAUAAACCCUUGGUUAAGGGGAAAUCAUGGCUUGUUCUCUUUGUAUAGUUCCUUUAUUUAUAUAGGUGUUAAGCUUUGUGGACCAGGUGUUUUUCUUUUGGGGCAAACCCCUGAGCAGAGAAUCUUACUAGGCUUUGGUUAUCACCAAAACAACCUCCAGUAUAUACCAAAGCUUUGACCUGGUUGAGCUCUUGAGCUUAGAAGUUGAUUUUGCACUUAUUUUUUGGGGGGCUGCAGUCAGUAAACAUUGACUGUUUAACUUAAACAGAUGCUUUAUGGCACCUGCUCAAGCCCGUGACUGUACAGAAGGAUCCUGGUUGCUACCAGUGGGUGCUGAUUCAGCAUCACAAGUGACUGAAAUUGGCCGUGGAUCUGUUCUUUGCAAAAGAAUUCCCGAUUUCUCCAUGGAGCAUGUACACAACAAUUUUGAUCAUAUUAACUGCACUUCAGUUUUGCAUUUUAAUUCAAAUGUUAUCUCUUUUUUUCUUUGAGAAAUAAACUGUCACUGAUGUGACAGCAUUCUUACUUUAUUCUAAUAACAUGUAUAUGUCUAAAGCAGGUUGUGUUGUUUACAUGUUUCUACACAUUUCAUCCUUUAAAAAAUUGUUGAGAGAGGUUGUAUUUACCUUCCCAAGGUUGGAAAGCAGGGGAAUUUCCCAGUGUCCUAGUUUUCCACCAGAGGAAUAUGUGUAAGUAGCAAAGUAUUUGCUGCUUACAUAUAGUGUAUAUGUAUGUAUAUAUGUAAAUUGUGUGUUAAAGAGCUGAUACUGAUUUUCAUAUGACAAUGUUAGGCAAAGGCCUCCCUGCAUUUGAAGAGCAGGUUUUCAUUUAUAUGUAUUUUUGGGAUAAAAAAAUAAAAUUUGUAAAUA